Messenger RNA from Daldinia decipiens, 1323 nucleotides. RefSeq names its product mitochondrial ribosomal protein subunit L20-domain-containing protein. The transcript has a single exon. Gene Ontology annotation, molecular function: structural constituent of ribosome. Gene Ontology annotation, cellular component: mitochondrial large ribosomal subunit. The record is from RefSeq and is a predicted model, not a curated record. Lineage: Eukaryota; Fungi; Ascomycota; Sordariomycetes; Xylariales; Hypoxylaceae. Bases 164 to 793 code for a protein of 209 amino acids.
GGCCUAUGGAAGUAAUCGACUAAAUUCAUAGAAGCAUUCGAGGGCCACUCCCGGAGGAGAGGGAACGAGACAGCAUUCUCCCAAUUAAGCAGUCUUCCCUCUCUCAGGCGCGACAUCCUUCUUUAUCCUGACCCAAAGUCUCCAACACAUCCCACAAGCCAGAAUGGAGGCCCGACCCCUCGUGCAGCCUCUGCUGCGCUCCAUCAGCAGCACAUGUACCUCCACGAGUACAAGAGCAGCAGUAGUAACAAUCGCCUCUAUACCACGACGGCACCAAUCCUCGACAUCCCGCACAAAGCGCGCCUUGAAGAUCGCCCCUCACCCCUCCUUCUUCCCCUCCUCGGGCGAAUCCACGCAGGUCAUCUACAACCCGCCGUCCUCCAUGCCCUCCGUCUACCACACGCCCUUCAAAUUCCUGCCUCCGAGCGACCCCCGGCGGAAAGCCAAUCUCGCCCAGCUCUUCCGGUCCUCCGCCGACGCCUCCUCUUCGAAGUCGGCCCUCCCCCCCGAGCUCAAGGACCACGAGCGCAAGUACAACGUGACGCGGGAGCAAGUGGACGAGAUGCGCGAGCUGCGGGCCACGGACCCCGAGCGUUGGAGCGUGCUGAAGCUGGCAGAACGCUAUGGCUGCGCCCCGUAUUUCGUCAUGAUGUGCUGCCGCGCACCGGACGAGCAUCGCGAGCGGGAACGCGCGAUCCUGGGCGCUGUUAAGGAACGGUGGGGUCCCAUUCGCACGGCUGCUCGCCAGGAGCGGAAGAAGCGCAGGGACUUGCUGCAUAAGGAUCUAUUAUAGGCGUGCUAAGCUACCUAUCUAUGCGUCUACCUAUUCGCCUAUGCAUAUCCCUCCCUAGUACCUAGCUGCCUCGAUCUGCCAUAAUACAAGAGGGUUGGCGGGGUACCUUGGCUUUCUAUCCCCUGUGAGAAGUGGAACGGAACGGGAAUGGUAGUCAAUUCUUACCUGCUAAGAUGAGAUAGAGGCCAGGAUCUGGUUAGGAAAUCUGCUAUAUACCAUCGGUCCCAAGUGAGGUGACUUGUAUCUAUACGUAUGUAUAUAGUAAGAGGGGAUUGGGGACGAGGCGGACGACUAACGAGUGAAACCGGAUGGAUACAAAGAUCAGAUCACAGCCCUAGGCCAGGAAGCAGACCUACAUGUAUCACCAGACCUUAAAAACAAUAAAGUUAUACAUCGCCAACGAGCCAGUAUAGGAUAUGUCAUCAUCAACAUUGAACUGACGCAUCUCAGACACCCAAUAAGAACCAAUACCUUAUAUCCGAGAGCUAUUUUCUUUCUUGAGCGCAUAAAUCAUAUUUAUACCUCCACUU